Protopterus annectens (West African lungfish) is the source of this 3174-nucleotide messenger RNA. RefSeq names its product cell division cycle 16 (gene CDC16). The coding region runs from base 140 to 2014 and encodes 624 amino acids. The transcript has 18 exons. NCBI's taxonomy places the organism in Eukaryota, Metazoa, Chordata, Ceratodontiformes, Protopteridae. Gene Ontology annotation, molecular function: protein binding. The record is from RefSeq and is a predicted model, not a curated record. Gene Ontology annotation, biological process: cell division.
UCUCAGCGCUAAGCGGUGAGUUCUUAUAUGGACUCUGUGCGGUUUAGGUAUUAGUAAGCUUCAGUGGUACAGUGACACCAGUAGAGAACCUGGACUCUUUAUAUAUUUUAUGCGUAGCAUAAAUCUGAAUUGAGAAAACAUGAACCUGGAAAAGUUAAGGAAACGGGUUCGGCAAUAUAUUGAUCAGCACCAGUACCAUAGUGCAUUAUUUUGGGCAGAUAAGGUGGCUUCAAUCUCACAUGAGGAUCCUAAUGACAUUUACUGGCUGGCCCAAUGCCUUUAUCUAACAGCCCAGUACCACAGGGCAGCUCACUGUCUUCGCUCCAGGAAGCUGGAUAAGCUUCAUGGAGCAUGCCAAUAUCUUGCGGCUAAAUGUCAUUAUGCUGCAAAAGAGUACCAGCAAGCACUUGACAUCCUUGAUAUGGAGGAACCUAUUAACAAGAGGCUGUUUGACAAAAGCUUGAAAGACGACAAUGGAGUGAGAGAGUCAUCUAAUGACUGGGGAAUGUCACAGUCAUCGACCAAGAGCUGCAUUUACCUUUUGAGGGGGAAGAUCUAUGAUGCCAUGGAUAACAGAGCUCUAGCAACGUACAACUACAAAGAGGCAUUGAAGUUUGAUGUGUACUGCUUUGAAGCAUUUGACCUGUUAACUUCACACCACAUGUUGACAGCACAAGAAGAAAAAGACCUGCUUGAAUCUUUGCCUUACAGUAAACAGUGUGCAGAAGAAGAGCGGGAUUUGCUUCACUUCUUAUAUGAAAACAAGCUGAAGAAGUAUAACAAGCCAAGUGAAACACUAGUUCCUGAAUCAGUUGAUGGUCUUCAGAACAACUUGGAUGUGGUUGUAUCUAUUGCAGAAAGACAUUAUUACAAUUGUGACUUUAAGAUGUGUUACAAGCUUACCUCCAUGAUAAUGGACAAAGAUCCCUUCCAUGCAAGCUGCUUACCUGUUCACAUUGGAACUCUAGUGGAGCUAAACAAGGCUAAUGAAUUGUUCUAUCUUUCCCAUAAACUGGUUGAUUUGUACCCUUGCAGUCCUGUAUCUUGGUUUGCAGUGGGAUGCUACUACUUAAUGGUUGGCCAUAAAAAUGAACACGCCCGUAGAUAUCUGAGCAAAGCCACUACACUGGAACGAACAUAUGGUCCAGCUUGGAUUGCUUAUGGUCACUCAUUUGCUGUUGAAAGUGAACAUGACCAAGCUAUGGCAGCAUACUUUACAGCAGCUCAGCUAAUGAAAGGAUGCCACUUACCAAUGUUGUAUAUUGGACUGGAGUAUGGCUUGACUAAUAACUCAAAAUUAGCUGAAAGAUUUUUUAGCCAGGCCUUGAGCAUUGCACCAGAGGACCCUUUUGUAAUGCACGAAGUUGGUGUGGUAGCAUUUCAGAAUGGCGAUUGGAAGACUGCAGAAAAAUGGUUCUUGGAUACUUUGGAGAAGAUCAAAGCUAUUGGAAAUGAGGUAACUGUAGAUAAAUGGGAGCCGUUAUUGAACAACCUGGGACAUGUGUGCAGGAAACUAAAGAAGUAUGAAGACGCCUUGGAAUACCAUCGUCAGGCACUAGUGCUGAUACCUCAGAAUGCUUCAACUUACUCUGCUAUAGGAUAUGUGCACAGUCUUAUGGGCAAUUUUGAGAGUGCUAUUGACUAUUUCCAUACAGCUCUUGGACUAAGAAGAGAUGAUACAUUUUCAGUUACUAUGCUUGGACACUGUAUUGAAAUGUACAUUGGAGAUGCUGAGGCUUACAUUGGGGCAGAUAUAAAAGACAAACUGGGAUGCUAUGACUUUGAUGUGAAUAGCAUGAAAGCACUGAAGAAUAUUAUUUCCCCAGCUUGGGAUGUAAAGAACUUUGAGCUGGAAAGACAGCAUCUGGAAGAGAGUGGUGUAAUUGCAUUAGAAAAUUCGCCACACCCAGAGAAAUCAGAAGAAACUGAACCUUCAGUAGGUGAAACCUUUGAAAUCGAAAUGAACGAAAGUGAUAUGAUGUUAGAAACAACUAUGUCAGACCAUAGUACAUGACGAACCAGAGAAUGGUGCUGUUCUUCAGAUUUUGCCUGAAUGUGAAACAAUCCUUUUAUUUGCCACUGUGCCAUCUCAGAUGUCCUAAUCUGAAUCCUCACUUCUGUGAAUCGUAGAGGAUUCCUUUCAUGUGAUAACAGAAGAUAUGCUACUGUUCUGGAGGACAAAUUUGGUUGACAUUUGCCUGGAACUGGGUACUGCUUUAAUGAAACAGCAGUUGUUUGUGCAUUGCUGUUACUAUAAUAUAAGAAUGUUAAUUAUACUUUUUUAUACUUAUACUGUGCUCUGAGUAAAGACAUUUAUAGGUUUUUGAUUAUAAACUAAAAAAAAAACACACUCUCACUUGUGGGAUUGUACUGUCAAAUACAAUUUACAGAGAACCAAUUCUGCUUCACUUCAGUUAGUACUCAUAUUUCCCUUCUACAGGUGGGAAUUGACAUUCAGUAGUCUUACCUGACAGAGCAAGCUUUUUGUCUGAAACAUUCCCAUGGUAUGAUAAGUUGUGGGAUCUAAAAAAAGUCAACUGAGAGCAGCAUCUUUGAUCUGUAAUGAUAAAAGCAUUUAAAAAUAUGUUCUACCUGUGCACUUCUACGUAUUUUACCUUUGUGUCAGAAUAUUGAAUGAAAACAAAAUACUUGUAUUAUAAUUAUGUUUGCAUCACUGACAAUUUGUUACAGAAGAACCAGUAUCUCUCCUCUUGGGAGAGGAUAAAGUCAUUUGAGAAAACACAUUUUAAUGUUAGAACAGUGUGUACUUUUAUACUGUAGCAAUUGUUCCCAUUCCAUCUUUCAAAUGUUGCAGAAUUCAGCAAAUGCACAGUUUGUGUGGCUGCUGUAUUUGUUAUCUCUGUUCAGAAUUUUUUUUUUACAGCUUGUAACAGUUGCAGUGCAUUCAGCCACAAUGCAAUAAACGGUGCUAUUUUUUAAGUUAAUGCUGAAGUGGGUAUAAACCUCUGCUUGUAUAUUUAAGAUCUUCUGGUCAAAAAACAAGGGGGUAAAUUGUUGAAUGUAGCACAAAACCCGGCUUAGACAGUGUUCUUAAGUCUGACUUUGCAUGGCUUACCUCAGAUUCAUAAAAUCAUGCAACUUGAAAAUAUUUUCAUUAAUGUUUUUGGGGUAAAUAAAUAAUUUUAAUAAAAUCCAUAGUUCUGCUGAAACCGA